Molecule: messenger RNA, 3654 nt
Organism: Caenorhabditis bovis
Lineage: Eukaryota; Metazoa; Nematoda; Chromadorea; Rhabditida; Rhabditidae
Source: the annotation of a GenBank genome assembly
AUGCGAUCGGGUAGUCGGACCAACGCGAUGUUGGCGUUGGUGGCGCUGUGUCUCGCCGCGAUCAUCGGCGCGAUUCAUGGAUUCAACGUCGACACCAAGAAUGUCGUUGUUCACCAUAUGGCCAAUAGCUACUUCGGAUACUCACUCGAUUUCUACAACGAGCAGAAAGGGAUGCCAAUUCUGGUGGUCGGCGCUCCGGAAGGCGAAUCAACGAACCCGAAUUUGGCGGGCAUUCGGCGACCCGGCGCUGUGUACGCGUGUUCGGUGAACCGGGCGACCUGUCGGGAGGUGCACGUCGACAAGCAAAAGGGCAACUUGCGCAAACUCAAUGGCUCAUCGCUGAUACCGAUCGAAGACAAGGCCAAUCAAUUCUUUGGCGCCACCGUCAAAUCGAACGAUCGUCACGACAAACUAUUGAUGUGCGCACCGAAAUACAAGUAUUUUUAUUCGAAAUUCGAGGUUAUCGAGCCGGUGGGCACCUGCUUCUACGCCGAGCACGGAUUCGACAAAACUGAGGAAUUCUCGAGUUGCAAGCAAGAGCCGGCUCGUCACGGACGCCAUCGUUUGGGCUACGGUCAAUGCGGCUUCUCGGCGGCGAUACCCGGAAAGACGGGUCUCGAUCGGGUGUUUGUCGGCGCGCCCGGCGUUUGGUAUUGGCAAGGCGCGAUAUUCUCGCAAAACACUCGAAAUGCCACCGAUCGGCCGAACACCGAAUAUGGAAGCAAGGAGUAUGAUCACGACAUGAUGGGUUAUGCGACCGCCACCGGCGAUUUUGACGGCGAUGGCGUCGAUGACAUCGUCGCCGGUGUUCCACGCGGCAAUAAUCUUCAUGGAAAGCUUGUGCUUUACACAUCGAAACUCCAAAUGUUGGUGAAUUUGACUGAUGGUCUUUCCACUCAACACGGCCAAUAUUGCGGAGGAGCUGUGGCAGUUACUGACGUCAAUAAGGAUGGGCGUGAUGACAUCAUUAUGGGAUGCCCAUUCUACACGGAUUACGGAAGUGUGAAGGACGCGAAAACGCAGGAGAGCAAACCGCAAUACGACGUCGGCAAGAUCAUCGUGUUCCUUCAAACUGCUCCAGGCGUCUUCGGCAAACAGGUCCAAGUCACUGGUGAUGACCAAUGGGGACGAUUCGGAUUCUCGUUGGCUGCCGCUGGAGAUUUGAAUCUUGAUGGAUAUAAUGAUGUGAUUGUUGGUGCUCCAUAUGCUGGAAAGAACAAACAAGGCGCCGUGUAUGUGAUUCAUGGAUCAAAGGAUGGCGUUCGAGAGAAGGCAACACAGAAAAUCGAAGGUGCUUCGAUUGGAAGCGGCAAGGCGAAGAGCUUCGGAUUCUCGGUUGCCGGAGGUGUCGACGUUGAUGGAAACGGAAUGCCAGACAUCGCUGUAGGUGCUUGGAAGACUGGAAAUGCCGCUGUUCUUCUCACGAAACCAGUUGUCACUGUCACCGGACAGACCGAAGCCGAAUCAGCAUUGAUCAACGUUGAGGAGAAGAACUGCGAUGUCGAUGGAAAACUUGGAAAACAAGCUUGCCGUCACAUUAACACUUGCUUCCGCUAUGAAGGCAAGGGAGAUACUCCAAAUGAUCUCGAGUUCGACCUCCGAUUUAAUUUGGAUGAUCAUUCGCCGGAGCCACGUGCUUACUUCUUGCAGAAGGAUGUGAAAGCCGACAGAAGCAUCAAGGUUGCUCAAGGAUCAAGAACUAGAGAUCAUCCAUCAUCGAUCGAGCAGAGAGUCCGACUUGAGAAGGGACGUCAAAAAUGCUUCCGCCAUCGAUUCUUUGCUUCUUCUACAAUGAAGGACAAGCUCUCGCCAAUUCAUUGGUCCGUCAAUUACACAUAUGUUGAAUCGAAGACUGGCAAGUUGAGAGGUGACAAACUCGAGCCAGCCAUUGACACCACUGUGCCGCUUUCUUUUGAGAACAAGAUUAACAUCGCCAACAAUUGUGGAGAUGAUGAUUUGUGUGUUCCCGAUCUGAAAGUUCACGCCGUUGCUGAUCGCGAGAAAUUCCUUCUCGGAACCCAAGACAACACAAUGCUUAUCAAUGUGACGGUUGAGAAUGGCGGAGAGGAUUCGUAUGAAACGAAACUCUAUUUCGAUGUUCCACAAGGAUUCGAGUAUAGUGGAAUUGAGAGUGCUGGUGAUGCGAAAACGACGCCCGCUUGUUCGCCAACAUCGAGCGAACCCGAUGAAAACGGAAAAUGGACAUUUGCCUGUGAUCUUGGGAACCCACUUCCAGCGAAUAAGGUUAUCAGCAGUGUUGUCCGCGUUACAGCUUCCACCGAUAAGCCGCCGCUCGAGCCGAUUGAAAUCAACGCCCACGUCAACAGCAGCAAUACAGAAGAAGCGCAUACGACGGCCGAUAAUAAGGUCACUUUCAAAAUCCCGGUCGAUUUCAAGAAUCAAUUGAAUCUCAAUGGACGAUCAAACCCGGAACAGGUUGAUUUCUCGACGAGUAACAAGACAAAUGGAGAAAUGUUUGAUGAUAAUGAGAUUGGACCAGUUGUAUCGCAUUUAUAUCAAGUCAGCAAUAGAGGACCAUCGGAAAUUGAUGCUGCUACUCUCGACAUCUUCUGGCCGUCGUUCUCGACCGAAGGGGGUCAUUUGCUGUAUCUCAUCACUGAGCCCGUUGUGAAUCCACCGAAUAAGGGAAGAUGUCGUGUCAAGCAAAUUCAAAACGUCAAUCCUCUCAAUCUUAGGCUCACCAAUGAGCACGUGCCAACUGAGCCGCCAGUCGCAAGAGCUCCGCACGAAUAUUCGCGAGAGGAAGACGAUGAGUCGUAUGAGGAUGAUGUGACGACACCGCACGAGGAUGAAACCACUCAUUAUUCCGGACCAGUUCACGUCUAUGAAAAGGACGACGAGAAAAUUCGAGCUGGCGGUGGAGGAAACUGGGAAUACGUGGAGAAGAAUGUCAAAAAAGGCGAUUUUGAGUAUAUUCCCGAUGAGGAGUAUGAAGAAGACGAUGAGUUCGACGAGGAUUAUGAGCGUGGUGGAAGCAAGAAGGUCAAAAGAGCUGCUGGAGCUAGUGGAGGAAAGAGGAAGAAGCAAGGAGCUCGACUGAGCACCGACAAGGCGAGAUUCGCUGAUUUGCGUGAAGCCGUCAAAUUGUCGAAGGAAGCUGGUGGAGUGAUCGACUAUAAGGGAAUCGUCUCGAGGGCGACAGUUGACUGCAACUCAUUGAGAUGCACACAUAUUGAAUGUGAUAUUUAUGAUCUUAAAGAAGAGGAAUUCGUGCUAGUCGAGAUAUUCUCAAGACUUGCCACCAACACGCUCGUUGAAGAAAGAAAUCCUGGCGGCGAUAUUUCGUCAUUGGCGGUCGCUCGCGUCACUUCAACUAAAUACAAUCUACCCCAUAAGCCAACGUUGAUCACCGCGGUCUCGACAAAUAUGAACGCGAUCGCUUCCGAUGGCGAAGGACGCGAUUUGCCCUGGUGGCUUUAUCUGAUCGCUGUGCUCAUCGGACUCGCAAUCCUCAUUCUUCUCAUUCUUCUCUUAUGGAGGUGCGGCUUCUUCAAACGCAAUCGUCCGCCAACUGAGCACGCGGAGCUUCGAGCUCAACGCGGCGAACCCACUGAUGCUCACUACGCUGAUGCGAAAAGCCGCUAUGCGACCCAAGACACAUACAAUCAAAGAAGUCACGGACAAAUGCUCUAA